AAUGUCUACCGCAUCCCAAUUUGUUUAUUGACCCCACUGCGGGAACGAAACGAUCGUUGGCAAUCGUGAUUUGGCCUGUCGUUGAUCGGCUUUGUUGAACUGACGAAAAAAUUUAGCUGCCAAGUUAAUAGUAAGCAAUGGGCAAACAGUAGCCUAUGUUUGUCACUUUAGUAAACAUCUUCUCAACGCAGUACUUGCAGUUGAUGCUGGCAUUAUAAAACGGUCGAAAGGGAAGCGUAGCUGUGCAGCGCGUUGCUUGUGAAAAAUUUUGCGUCGAAUAUUGAGAAAAGAACAAUGGCGACAAACAAUGUAAAGCUGCCGGACUUGAUCCACAAAUGGAUUGAAGUGCAAAAAAAAGUCACUGAAUUGGAACGAGCAAAGCCACUCGAUAUUGACGCAAUCAACUUGACACUCUUGCUGAAAUCGAUGGGCCUGCGGUUACAGUAUCUGGACUUCGAGGCGGAAAAAAGCAAUACCGAUAACCUGACGAUCACCGUCAAGUGCAACAAAUCCGGCAUGAAGGCGGAACUAAGCUACGAUCUGUUGCGAUGCAGCUGCCCGGAGAAAACGGAUCGUGAAAGCUCCUUUUGGGAGGUGCAAGGAACGGGACCGAAGGUGUUUUCUAAGUAUAAGAACAAUGCUUCGUCCAACCUGUUGCCGGACGUUUCGGAAAGCUGCGCACUCGUCUCAAAAGCGAUGCUUUCGAACCUGUUAGACUACUAUGAGGCCAGCAUUCGGGAGGUGAAGGACGGGAAGGAGCAUGCCAUGAUGCUUUCUCCACUGAAAUCACCGCGGCCAAAAGUGAGCGUUAUAAGUCCAGGAAUGACGAUUAAAAAACCUUUCUCAACACCACCGGCCGAAGGAAAAUGUUCAUCGCGAAGUGAAAUGGUACCGACUGUAUGCAAUUUAGGAGAGGAAAAUGUAAAGAAUCGGGACCUUGAAGGCGGAAAAGAUGAUACAAUUCCGAAUAGUCCUUCGUUGCUUAACCGUCAAUCCGGCGAAGGUGGAUCUAAAUCGAAUACAUCAUCCGAGAGCGUGGGCAUAAACAAUAAAACCCAUGAGAUGUUGAAUACAGAUCAUCCGGUAAACAAACCGGUGGUCGAUGAGGUCCUCAGUCCCGCACAUAGCAGUGUGGCGGAUUAUAAUGCUUACGAAGCUAUGAAAACGCUCGUCACUUCGAGCCCGAAUGAAAAACUUGCCGAUACGCCUAAUUCCCAGCUUGAUCGAGAUCGGAACGUUAUCAGCUAUCUACAAGAAGCACGUAGUCAGAUCGAUAUGGCAUUAUUAUUGAUGAAAAUCAACAACACGCAGGACGUUUCGAAUGGUUUUGGGGGCACUAGUACGCCCCAGAAUGCAUCUACCAUGGCGCGAAAGCCAUGCGUUUCAACUCCCAAAGUUGCACAACCCCGCUCUAGCUCGUUGCUGAGCAUCGAACGAAGACGUCCACAGGCUGAUGUUGGAGCAGUGAAGAAAAUUUCAUCUGCAUCCACGGUCCAGUCUAUUUCUACAUUGUCCAUUGGCAGUGCUGCAGGCCGUCCGGACACACCGAGACCUUCCGCGGCACAAUUGAAAUCUGUGGUGGCGUUGCGCAAACCCGUUGGCAUGCGACCACCAGUUUUGCCAAGUGGUACACCACAAGUACAGCAGACUCUUGUUGGUUUGAAAAAACCGUCCACAAGUUCUAUUGCAUUGCUAUCGAGGCAAAGAAAGUUGUUGCCACCGAGCAUUCCCGUGCCGACCUCAACGCCCGGAAGAACAAUUCCCAAAACUAUGGCGCCUGGACGACAAUCGUCAGGCGUUGGCUUAAUUCAACGAUCGUCAAGCGCUUCGUAUAUAAGCAAAAAAUAGAUUCAACAGCAAAAAGAACCUUGAUAUUAUCAUAGAAUCGUACGCAGGGCGCAUAGCUUGUAUAUAUUGCAUGGAAUAAUUGUAUUAAAAGCCAAUUCCAUUUGAUGAUUGUCUCAAAUAAACUGUUUCGUUUGUCUUUAAAAAGG
Anopheles funestus (African malaria mosquito) is the source of this 1994-nucleotide messenger RNA. RefSeq lists its product as uncharacterized. The transcript is spliced from 2 exons. NCBI's taxonomy places the organism in Eukaryota, Metazoa, Arthropoda, Insecta, Diptera, Culicidae. The record is from RefSeq and is a predicted model, not a curated record. The coding region runs from base 295 to 1848 and encodes 517 amino acids.